CAACGUCGUUUUGUGGCGUUCCUGAAGACGCGCUAUUGACUGUUGGCGAUGUGACUUGGCAAAAUAAUAUAAACCAUCACCUCGCCUCGGGUCGACGUUGAUCAUCAAUCCCAUUCCUCGAAUCUGCUAGACGCUCGUUCAUUCCUCAAGUGUCGCUACGAGCUAUCCAUCUUUCACAAUGGCGAUCCGAUCCCUUUUCCAGGCCUCUUUGCUGGCCCCUCUCGUCUCCAUCGCUUCCGCAAAGCCCAUCUUCACCGGAAGCAAUGGUUCAUUCGCGGAGACGCAGAAGCUUGCUGACCCGAAAUACGGCCCAACACCGGGUGAAGACCCAAUUUUCAGCACAUACUAUGGUGUUGAGGCCCCUUUCCCUGGUUAUCUACGAGAUGCCGUUUUACCAACCAAGACCGGCCCGCCCGGCGAGGAUGAUCAAGUCUGGCAGAACUUGCUAUCCGCCGAAUGGAUUAUUUUCGACUUCUACCAACAAGCCGUCGAGGCUUUCAACGCGUCGGCCUUCGUCAAAGCCGGCUAUCCUAACACCACAUACCAGCGUAUUCAAGAGAUCCGAAAUAAUGAAGCCGGUCACUUGCGCAUCUUCCAAAAUCAAAUUUCACCCACUUCCGUCAAACCCGGCGCCUGCCAGCACCAGUACCCAUUUGACGACCCCAUUUCCUUCCUAGCUCUAGUAACUGUCCUCGAAAUUUCGAGUAUGACUUUCUUAACUGGCCUUGUGGAGUCAGCCAAGCUUGAAUCAUCGCAUGGAGCUAUGAUCGCAAUUGCUGAAACCGAGGCGCGCCACGAAGCCUGGAGUUUGCUUGAGAUCUGGAAGACCAACCCCUUCGGUGGCCCAUCCGAUACCGUUUUCCCCUAUCCCAACCAAAUUCUCGACACGACCAACGCCUAUAUCGUACCCGGCAGCUGCCCCGCUCAGAACCCCGAAUACCCAUCGCCGCGCCAAGGACUGCCCGCCUUAAGCGCCGCUAAGAACACCACGUCUCUGUUGCCUGGGUCGAAUAUCGGGCUCAGUUUCGUCGACCCCACGAACCAGCCUACCUUCGACGCGAACACCCAGUACUACGCUGUCUUCUUCCACGGCACAAACAACAUCAGUGUACCUAUCAAUACGUCGUGCUACCCCGCGCAGGAGAUCCGCGUUACAAUCCCCGCGCAGUUCGAGACUAAGGGUGUUAUUGUCGCCGUCGUAGCCGACACGCCUGGUGCCCCUACCAAGGAGUCCGUCGUUGCUGGCCCGGGUAUCAUCCUCGAGCAACCUGCCGCAUUGGCCACCAAGUUAUUGUAAAUAUGAUUCGAUGAGGGAUUCGGGUUGGAGUAUAUGUAGGUAGUGUGGGAUGGUUAAUUUGUCGUUAUAUAGAUGGGAGGAUUGCUUAGAUACCGGUUUACUCUAAAAAUUUUGGCAAUGUCAAUGUUUAAUC
Molecule: messenger RNA, 1430 nt
Organism: Hypoxylon trugodes
Lineage: Eukaryota; Fungi; Ascomycota; Sordariomycetes; Xylariales; Hypoxylaceae
Product: ferritin-like domain-containing protein
Exons: 1
Coding region: 179-1297 (372 amino acids)
Source: RefSeq, a predicted model, not a curated record